AAUCUUCUUGCUUUGGAUUAUGUGAAGGUGACGUUGGAAGAUGAGAAGAUAUUGGUUAUAAGGAGCAAUGGGAAGAGGAAGAGGGAUGAAGGAGAGGAGGAAGGUUGUAAGUAUCUGAGGCUGGAGAGGAAGUUGUUGGCGCCGCUGAGGUUUACAAGGAAGUUUCGGCUGCCGGAGGAUUCGAAUCCUUUGGGGAUAACGGCUAAGUGUGAGGAUGGUGUGCUGACGGUGGUGGUGGAGAAGCUUCCGCCGCCGCCGGAGGUGAAGAAAUUGGCGGUGGUGGUUGAUUGAGGGGAAGGGAGGAGUUGGUAUUUGUAGCUUUGUAGUGAUGUUAGUGAUGUUUAUGGUUGCUAUGAUGGAGCUUUUUUGGAUUUUAUUUUUGUUCUUUUGUUAAUGUUAGAUGCUAUUACUCUGUUCGCUUUCUGAUUUUGAAGAUUUU
Messenger RNA from Phalaenopsis equestris, 439 nucleotides. Its product is annotated as 17.4 kDa class III heat shock protein-like. Gene Ontology annotation, biological process: protein folding; protein complex oligomerization; response to hydrogen peroxide. The record is from RefSeq and is a predicted model, not a curated record. Lineage: Eukaryota; Viridiplantae; Streptophyta; Magnoliopsida; Asparagales; Orchidaceae. The annotation marks the transcript as partial. The transcript has a single exon.